Messenger RNA from Gadus chalcogrammus (walleye pollock), 1713 nucleotides. Its product is annotated as selenoprotein M-like. The transcript is spliced from 5 exons. Gene Ontology annotation, molecular function: oxidoreductase activity. Gene Ontology annotation, cellular component: endoplasmic reticulum lumen. The record is from RefSeq and is a predicted model, not a curated record. Lineage: Eukaryota; Metazoa; Chordata; Actinopteri; Gadiformes; Gadidae.
UAUUAUGCUGAAUUACCGUUCAUUUACACGAUGAGAAGAGUUGUAAUGUUCAAUAAUAACAAUAAUAACCCUUUUAUGUUUUGGUAUUUGAAUGAGUAUUUGAAUGAAUAUUUGAAUAUCCCCACAUUUCCUGCUUCGCGCAUGCGUGAGGGAUGUGGGCAGCGUACAUCAGAGAGGAGCAGCCAGCCUCACCUUUAACUUUAAAACCAUAUGUAUGUAUAUCAGGAUGUACGUAUAGACUACUUGUGAAUUAAAAUACAUUAGUAACCUGAAAAUCUGACAAGAUAUAUUGAAGAAUGUCUAGUUCCUAGUCUCAAAGACAUAUCUAGGUUAUAUAUCUCUAUGUGAAAUGCUACCCUCCUCUUUGUGUAAACACUCACCACACCACCUCGGAGGCAGCUGUUGUAAAGCAGCUCACACCUGGUGUCGAGUUCCGGAGAGCAAAUAUACGUGGGGCCCGAGGGAACAGGGCCAACAAAACAAUUAGGUUGGCCUAGAAAAACGUAUCGAAUGAACCGAAGUGCCCUGGAGCCUAAUCACUGUUAUAAUAGGAGGCAGCAGUCCUGCGGAGGAUGACAGCUGAACCGGCUGAGAGAGGUCAAGGCCUUUGUGACCCAGGAUAUUCCUCUUUACCAUAACCUGGUGAUGAAGCACAUUCCUGGAGCCGACCCUGAGCUCGUCCUCCUCAACCACUACUACGAAGAGCUGGACCGCAUCGCCCUGUCGGACAUGAGCCGUGUGGAGAUCAACGAUCUGCUGGUCCAGCUCGGCUUCUACGUGAAGAGCCAGGCCGAGGAGGAGGUCCCAGAGGAGUUCCGCCUCCUCCCCGCCAAGGACAGCCCCUUCAAGGACCCCCCCGGGACCCCCCAGCCCAGCGGGGAGGCUCCCACGGGGACCCCCCAGCCCAGCGAGGAGGCCGCCCCCGGGUCCCCGUCCCAAGCCCAGCGGUCUGAGCUGUAACUCAGAGUCACGGGGAUCUCUUCAGAACAUAAAGGCCCCUCAUUAGGUAGUAACGUCUGGUCAAUUAAGUAUCUUUAAAACUUUUUUACACAAGCACAGUAACACAAUAAGCAACGAGCCCCACCUUAACCACUUGACUCAAAACUGAUGCUAAAAAAGAUGCUAAGGCGUAGAACAGUCGAUAAUCUGACCUGCUGACUCUCUUGAGUGUCUGUUGACUUCCUGUCUGCUGUGAAACUGAAUGAAGUCCCAGGCUGUAAGUCGUCUGAUUGGCCUGGGACUGAUGAUGCAUGAUUCUACAGGGGGCGGGACUACACACAUACAAGACGAGUGGAGUGGAGAUUAAUGAUUGAUGUUGUACAAUAAAAACAAAACAAAAACUGACAUUUUCGUGUUCUUUGGCAGACUAUAGAUUGGAUGCACACACAAGCUUACAUAAUAUACAAACACACUAUUUGCAUGUGUUUUCCCAGUCAAAUACCCAAUGGACCAAACCAAGUUUAACUGCUUCCCUGUAUCCGUCAGAGCUUUUAGAGAGCGAUAAUCACACAAUACACAACAAAGGUUUCUUAAUUUCUUUCAGAAGUUGGUUUUAAUCGUUUCUCACAUUGAACAUGUGGUGCACUGAUAUAUUAAAUAUGGAUAUCUGGCAGUUAAUCUGAUGUACAGAAUGUCUUUUGAACGCUCCUUGUGUCCAUUUUUUUAGUCUCAAGUUUGCAGUGAUAAAAUAUUGCUAAUAAAUUAUAUCUAAUU